Messenger RNA from Neoarius graeffei (lesser salmon catfish), 4338 nucleotides. RefSeq names its product protein NYNRIN-like. The record is from RefSeq and is a predicted model, not a curated record. Gene Ontology annotation, biological process: DNA integration. Lineage: Eukaryota; Metazoa; Chordata; Actinopteri; Siluriformes; Ariidae. Gene Ontology annotation, molecular function: RNA-DNA hybrid ribonuclease activity; RNA stem-loop binding. The coding region runs from base 900 to 3257 and encodes 785 amino acids. The transcript has 2 exons.
AGAAUAUAAUCCUGAAUACUCCUAAACCUACUCUUGUAAAUGCGCGGCCCAAGGGUGACUGUCGUGUAGUGUAGCAGUUUAGGGUUAACUUUAGGCCAGAGAUAAUACGCGCUGCUCUGUACAUUUUGUACUUUUCGUAUGUUCUGUUCCUAUUUCAUAUCCUGGUCAACUCACCAUAUAAGGAGUUGUUUUAUUAUACAUGAAAGAGCAGACCAUACACCCCCUAGAACAGGAGGAACCAGGAAUGUGGUUUCAGUGAAACUAGAAGGUACAGAGAAAAGCAAAAGAGUAUGUUCUCGCGGUUAUUGAACUGUGCAUAACUCCUGUGUGACCUUGAUACUGAGUGUGCAAAACACAUUCCAUAACUUUCUACUGCUGAUACUCCCUAUGCAGAAGUGUGUAUAUAUACGCCCUGACGCAGCUAUGUGUCAGGACACGCAGAGAAUAAACCAGAUCGAUUUAACUCAUGUGGUUCGCUCUCUUCUUGUCCUCGGAGAUCUCCUGGUAACGCAUCUGAACAGCACGCAGCGCAAUCUUAACAAUUUGGUGACCCCGACGUGAUACUCUCAAUCAGGGGAAGACAAUACACGUGGACGCGGUUGCCACAGGGUUUCAUUGACUCACCGGCGGUCUUCACUGCCGUAUUGCGGGACGCGCUGGCUGAUCCCUGUCUUCCCCGGGGCUCCACGGUGCUCCAGUACGCGGAUGAUCUUCUGGUAACGGCGGAGGAUCAAGACGCUUGUGCUGCCGCCACAUUGUCUCUCCUCACACUCCUGGCGCAGAAGGGUUUCAAGGUCUCCCGCACGAAGUUGCAGUUUUGCCUCACAACUGUUCGCUACUUGGGACAUGACCUCUCCCAGGGUUCCAGGAGGCUUAGCCCGGAACGCGUUCAAGUCAUUAUGGACACUCAGGUACCUGCAACCAAGCACGCUCUCAUGGCAUUUCUGGGCCUCAUCAAUUACUGUCGUCAAUGGAUCCCUGACUGUUCAAUCUAUGACAAUUGUUUGCGUUCAGCUAUAAGUCACUCAGAUCCUUUGACUCAGCCCCUGGUCUGGACUGAGGACAUGCUAACGGCCUUAAAGGCUCUGAAGCAAGCUUUGUGCUCCGCCCCUGCUCUCGGGCUGCCGAACUAUCGUUUGCCGUUUCACCUGUAUGUGUGCAAUCAGAAGGGGACCGCCUCUGGGGUGCUGGCUCAGGAGCACGGGGGGGGCAUGCGACCUUGCGCGUUUCUGUCUAAAACUCUUGACGCUGUGGCACAAGGGCUUCCUGGCUGUCUUAGGGCUGUUGCUGCGUGUGCUCUCAUGGUCACGGACGCUGAAAAACUUGUUUUGUCGCAUCCGCUCAUUUUACACACUUCACAUGACGUCGUGUACAUUCUGCGGAAUCUUAGCACUCAGCAUUUGUCUGCUCAGCGUCGCUCUGGCUAUGAGUUUAUUCUUUUGGCCACAGAGCAUCUCACUGUUAAGCCCUCCUCGUCGUUUGAUUCUGUCGCCCACGCUCUUCAGCGUCUUCUUAACUCACAGGAUGACGAUGUUGCGUUUGACUCACAUGACUGUCUUUCUAAUAUCGUUUUUGAGACUAGCAUCCGCCCAGACUUACACUCCACCCCUCUUUCCACAGGCGAUUCUCUUUUUGUAGAUGGUUCCUGUUCCCGCCCUGCGGAUGGUGUGUUCCUGUGUGGUUACUCUGUCUGUCGCCUCCCUGAUGAAAUUGUUGAAGCUCAUUCUUUGCCUUUUUCUUCUGCUCAGGCUGCGGAGCUCUAUGCUUUGACUCGCGCAUGUAUUUUGGCUCAAGACACAGACGUUACUAUUUACACCGACUCACGCUACGCUUUCGGCGUGGCGCACGACUUCGGCCGCAUUUGGGCGUCUCGGGGGUUUACGACAGCCGACGGUAAGCCCAUUUCUCAUUCUUCACUUGUUACUGAUUUAAUCACCGCCUGUCUCCUUCCGUGCACGUUGGCCAUUGUUAAGACACGCGCGCACACAAGAGGGGACUCAUUUGAAGUAAAGGGCAAUUCAUUCGCUGAUCGAGUCGCUAAAGCUGCAGCCGCAUCCGGUGUCCUGCCUCCAGGCUUUAAUUGCGCUUUAGUUUCUACUGAUCGCAUGGUUAGCGCUGUCUUACCUGACAUAGAUCUCAUUUCUAUCCAGGCCUCGGCCUCUGUGGCAGAUACACAGUUCUGGGACGCCCAGGGCGCGACAGAGAAGAGUGGCGUUUUGCUUGACGCACAGGGCCGUCUUUGUUUACCUCGUCACUGUACUCCCUUUCUCGUCCGCGAGUUCCAUGGUCCCACUCAUCGCGGCCGAAGAGGGGUAGUGGAGGAUAUGAACAGAACAUUCUGCAUCAAUAAUUUGCACACAGACGCACACAACAUUCUGGACAAGUGUUUAACGUGCGCCCAGAAUAAUCUAUCUAAACCAGGCGCGGUACAUCAGCACCUUCCCAUACCCGAUACGCCUUUCCAAGAAUGGCAGAUCGACUUCACUCACAUGCCAAAGCAGGGCCCGUUCAAAUACCUUUUGGUCAUGAUUGACAAAUUUUCACGGUGGAUUGAGGCUUUCCCGUGCAGCAAAGAGAACGCCCGAACAGCAGUGAACAAACUUACACAGGAAAUUAUCCCACGUUACGGUCUUCCGGUAGGAAUUGACUCUGAUAAGGGAACGCCGUUCACCUCUAAGGUAACGCAGGAGCUAUGUAAAGACCUCAAGAUCAAUUGGCGUUUUCAUAUCCCAUACCAUCCACAGUCCUCUGGCAUUGUGGAGCGUGCGAAUAGAACAAUUAAGGGUAAGUUGCGUAAGGCUAUGCAAGACGCAGGCACGAAAAAUUGGGUCCAAGUUUUACCGUUGGUCCUCGCUGAUAUGCGCAUGACUGCUCAGGUCGCUCUCGACAAUUUAUCUCCGUACGAGCUCGUCAUGGGACGCCCCUUUCCUGUCCCUUGGCGUAGAGGCAUGCAGGUUAUAGGAACGGGUGAUCUUGAAGUACAUCUCAGCGAGUACGCGGUGGGUCUCAUGCGGGUGCUGGAUGAGUAUUGGGCGAGAGUAAAUUCCAAAAAGCCUCCCAUUCCAGAGGCACACACUCACCCCUUUGAGGUAGGGGACAGAGUUUUAGUAAAGAGAUUCGCUAAACUAAACGCUCCCAUGGAGGAGUCACCCUACAGUGGGCCCACCGAUGUACUCGCUGUAACUCGCACGGCUGUACUAACGGACCUUUUUCCACAGUGGAUCCAUGCCAGCAGAAUAAAGAAGGCUCCAAUGUAAUAGAAAUCUAUAUUGUUGAUGCUUAACAGACUUUUGUGUUUCAGAAAGUUGCUGUGACAAUAGCUGACGGCCUUUUCAGGGAUCCCCUUCCAGCAUCUGGAGCAAUCCAGUUUCGGCUGAUCUACAAAGAGGGGAUGGUUGGUGAGUCUUGCAAAGUUCUGGGCUGAAGAGUCUGAAAAGCACGGGAGCCUGUGAUAUUUUUCGCCGUCUGCACCCUGUGAGCAUUAGAGAACAAAGUCAGUGACCAGUAUGACUUUCUUCAUCAUCGUGCUGAUCUCAACGCUUGGGGCAGGGUUACCCGCACAAGCAAUACACCGGGACCCAAGGGAUAACGAGUUUUGGAAAUAUAUAAACUUCACUGUAAAAACAUCAAUGAAUAUGAGUAUACCUUGUUAUGUGUGUUCUUUGUUACCCCAUGACAGCAGCGAUCCUUUUCCGGUCCGAAUAGCCCCAUCUAACUAUUCUAAGGUUAAUAUGACAUGGCUCAGCCUGUGGCCCUCGUAUACUCAAAUUAAGGUUUUCCUGACAGACAAUACAGACCCAGAGGUAAGGUUGUCAAUACACUGGGGUGUGAAUAAUACUCUGGGCUUGCGUCAGAGUAUUAAAGAGGGGAUUGUAAGAAUAUAAUCCUGAAUACUCCUAAACCUACUCUUGUAAAUGCGCGGCCCAAGGGUGACUGUCGUGUAGUGUAGCAGUUUAGGGUUAACUUUAGGCCAGAGAUAAUACGCGCUGCUCUGUACAUUUUGUACUUUUCGUAUGUUCUGUUCCUAUUUCAUAUCCUGGUCAACUCACCAUAUAAGGAGUUGUUUUAUUAUACAUGAAAGAGCAGACCAUACACCCCCUAGAACAGGAGGAACCAGGAAUGUGGUUUCAGUGAAACUAGAAGGUACAGAGAAAAGCAAAAGAGUAUGUUCUCGCGGUUAUUGAACUGUGCAUAACUCCUGUGUGACCUUGAUACUGAGUGUGCAAAACACAUUCCAUAACUUUCUACUGCUGAUACUCCCUAUGCAGAAGUGUGUAUAUAUACGCCCUGACGCAGCUAUGUGUCAGGACACGCAGAGAAUAAACCAGAUCGAUUUAA